UUCAUCGCUGCUCCGUUAUGUCAAAAAGUGAAAACCAAAAUAUUGCAAAUUGGUGAAAAUUUCAGUGCUGUUUGCAUAAAACCCCUCAAUUUCCUGUCGAUUAUCGUGUUAAAAUCAUUUCUGGUGCUAAAUCUAUUCAAACCAAAGCAGAGAUUUCAUCCUACCCCGCAAAUCACGCCUCCACAGAGUAACUUUACUGCGCAAACUAUGACGAACCUGCCCGCUGCAGCUGGAACCACCUCGUCGUCGUCGUAACACCUUGCUGCUGGGGUAGCUGCACUUGCUGCAGUGCCAUCUUUUUUUUCUGUUCGCUGCCUCUCGGUAAUCCGUCGCAAACAGCAGCAUGCUGGAGCAAAGUGGCGACCCGAACCAACAGCGGGAUGACCUGGGUAAUGAGGUUCCGGCCGCGAAAACCGGCGACAGCGCGGCGCCGGAAGUGGACAGCGGCGGUGCCGUCCAGCAGCUCCAGCAGGAGCUGAAGCGAAUACGUAACGAGUUUGACGGGCAGCGGGCCAAGAUGAAGGAGCUGUACCUGGCCAAGGAAGCGGAAUGCAAGCGGUUGGCGAAGGAAGCGGCCGUGGCCCGGAAGGAGCUGGAGGAGGCCAAGUCGCAGCUCAUGGUGAUGGAGUACAACAAGGAGAAGGACAUGGAGGAGCAAAACAAGCGAGCGCAGGAGGAAAUCGGGACGCUGCAGCAGCUGGUGCAGGAAACGGUGGACGAGUCGACGCUCUGCCAGCACGAGAUCCGGAAGCUGCUGGACGAGAACGACAAGCUGCGGCAGGAGCGUCAGGAGCUGAAGGAAGAGCUGGCGCAGCAGGAUUCGCCGAGUCUGGCACCGGUGCUGAACCAGGCGAAGAAGAUCAUCCGCAAGCUGGGCGCGGCCGACUCGAGCAGCCACGACAAUCUGGAAGACUCGAUGCGGAAGGUAAACAAAUAUGCUCAGGAAGACGCUGAAGUGCUCCGCUCGCUGGUUGUCCCGCUGGAGGAGGAAAUUAAAACUCUCAAGGAGAAGCUGCGCCGCGCGUACGAAGAUAUGGAAAAGAAUCGCGGUGACGAUUCAGGCAAAGCGCCCGAAUCGGCCCUGGUCGGAAUGCUCAAGGAGGCCAAGCAGGAACCAGCUCCGGCGACGGAACCAACGCCGGAAGUAACGUGCGAGAUGUGCACCAACUACGAGACCAAGCUGGUCCAGUGCCAGGAGCAGAUCAACGGCGAACGCCAAAAGGCCACGCAGCUGGAGAAAAGCGUCGAGCGGAUGCGCGAAGAGCUGGCCAAAGAGGGCGCCAUGCGAGCGGACUUGGAGGCGCAGUGGCAACAGAAGCGCGAAGAUCACAAGUCCGAGGUGCAGCGACUGAACGAGCAAACGGGCCGGGCCGAGCAGGAGCUGGCCAAGCUGAGGAAAGGCUACGCGCAGCUCAAGCAGAGCGUCAACGACGAGCUGCAGAAGCUGACGGACGAGCGCGAGCAGGUCUACCGUCACUUGGAAGUGCUCCAAAAGGACAACGAGUUCCUCUCUGGCAAGUAUCUGGAAAACUCGGACCAGCUCAAGGACCAGGACAUCAACCUGCCCCAAAGCAUCGACGAGCUGCACGAGCUCGUGCUGACACUGCACGAGAACCUGAUCGUGACGAAGACCGGCUGCGAAUUUGCCGAACGUAAAACCCUCAGCAUGCAGGACGAAGUCACGCUGCUGCGGGAUCAGCAACACACGCGCGAACGAGACCUACGCCGAACCGAACGCGACUACACGAACAAGAUCGCCCAGCAGGAGGAACAGCUGCGUCAGCAGUACGCCCACUACCAGCGUCUGGCCGCCCACAAGGAGGACCUGGAACGCGCCGAAGCCGAAAGCAAGCGCCAAAUGUCCGAACUCCGCAUGCAAACCAUCGAACUGCAAGCCGCCAACGAAAAGCUGGACAAAGCCAACGUUGACCUCAAGAACAAGAUGAGCGUCCUCCAGGAAGAUCUCGCCAACAACGAGGCCGUCCAGAAGGACUUUGUCAAGCUGUCCCAAUCACUCCAGAUGCAGCUCGAGAAGAUCCGCUCCGCGGACACGCAGGUCCGCUGGCAGGACGAGGACGACGUGGACCACUGUCCCAGCUGCCGGAAGGAGUUCACCGUGACGCGGCGGAAGCAGCACUGCCGGCACUGCGGCACCAUCUACUGUCAGCCGUGUCUGGCCAAAACGGUUCCGACGGGGCCGAACCGGCGGCCGGCACGCGUCUGCGAAGUCUGCCACACGCUGCUCGUACAGGACACGGCGCCCUACUUCAGCCGGGAGCCGCCGCAGUCGCCGUAGGCUUUGACGAUUGUCCCCCUGUAGUACGUGUUUAUAUUCGUUACGACAAGUUUUAGUGUACAUUUCCGUCUCCGCUUUAUCCAAUGGAAUAAAUAUAUUAAAA
Molecule: messenger RNA, 2399 nt
Organism: Culex quinquefasciatus (southern house mosquito)
Lineage: Eukaryota; Metazoa; Arthropoda; Insecta; Diptera; Culicidae
Gene: Rbpn-5
Product: rab GTPase-binding effector protein 1
Exons: 5
Coding region: 344-2296 (650 amino acids)
Biological process (GO): endocytosis
Cellular component (GO): intracellular membrane-bounded organelle
Molecular function (GO): metal ion binding; growth factor activity; GTPase activator activity
Source: RefSeq, a predicted model, not a curated record